UUCGUUUGUGGUUUUGCUCAAGAUUUGGUGCACUCACAGGUGCAAAGGCGCCCAACGGAUGCAUCAGUGUUUCCCCUACCAUUAUAUUAGGAGGGCGGCCCGCCCCCCUUGAAGGUCAACGUUGUUUUUAAAGAUUAGUUUUUGGGCUUUUUGUGCCUUUAUUGUAGAGAUAGGAUAGUGGAUAGAGUCUGUAAUCAGGGGAAGAAGUCAUUUAAGGAUACUUUUCCGAUAGAAAAGGACAGCUGUCAUUAAAAGUAAUGCAGGAACACCAAGAUUCCUUCAAGUGUUUGUUUCGGCGUGUCCCCCCCCCCCCACCCCCCCAACGCUGUAAACCUAAGGGAAACACUGUGCAUGCAUGAUAAACGGUAUAUGGAAAAGCAAUGAAAGCUGUUAUGAUUACAUGAUAUAUGGAUUAAGUGGUUAUAAAGAAACAAACACAGGUAUAGUAAAAACAAAAUUGACAAUUGCAUAAUUCUUUCUGAUCUUUCAACAGGGUAAGAUGGUUGUCAUGGUUACAGGCUUCAAUCUCUUGUUAUAAACGAUGAUAUAAAAUGUCAGUGGAGGAUUUGAAAUGGGGAAAUUUACUUCCAGAAACAGAGCCGCCGAAUAAGUCUGCUGUCACUGUUGAAAUUAUAGAUAUGGGGGAUUUUUGGUGCCAAAAUCGUUAAUGUGGAGUUAAAAAAUCCGAUAUCGAUAUCUCUGCGUUGAUCCCUCAAAUGUCAAACACUUGUGGAUAACGUAGACAAGGUGGUCACUCAACUGGAAAAUAACUGUGCAUACGUGCGUCAUUGCUUGACACUGUGGAGGGCAAUGAUGCUUGUUGUAAUCUAUAUAGCGCCCUCUGCUAAUGACAGGAAGAAACCUGCUAGUGUAAUACAAUAAUACUCCAAUUAAAUGCUAUUUGACAGGUAAAUAAAUCUAGUGAUAUCAGCGAUAAAAUUAGCCGAUACCGAUUGUCACUCGAUAUGUGGCCGAUUAAUCGGUCAGGCUCUACAAAUAACACUUCAACAAAAUAGACUUUAAUGUUCAAUAUCAACAUUAGAGAAAAAAAAAGUUACGUCUGUUUUUUUCAGCAUCCUGUACAGUUAGUUGGCAUUUUUAAAAGCAUCUCAUUUUGGGUUCCAUGAAGAAGGGAAAUCACCGGACUUUCCUGAAAGACUGUUCCUGUGUGGGAAUCUGUUCAGUUACGACGCACUGUCACCGAGCUCCGUGUUUUAUUGAAGACAAAACAAUUGUAUCCAUCACUGUGUAUCAUUAUCAGGCUACCACAUUGUAUAUCACAUAUUCCUCAAUGUGUAUAAUGUUGUUACACUACCAAACCUCAAACCCAAUAAAUUUUGUUCCAGAGCACAUAGUGGAAGUUCAGUCGUUUAGUCUUUCCCUUCUAGCAUUCGACGCCAUGUUUUCAAGAUGGUAUGAUCUAAUUUGAGCUUCUGAGAAGGAAACUGCUUUAGGGAAAACUUUGAUUUCAAAAUGUGAAUUGUCAGUCUAUGGGUGCAAAACCCCACCACUUACACAAAGAUGUUCUAAUUGUUAAGAGCAAUUCACCUUUUUUCACUUUGUGCCCUUUGUUGCCUUUGCCCUCUUCUUUUCCCUGACACACCAAGGAGAUUGUCGGCCGUCGGUCCUUGUUGGACCUUCGGUGAGCGAUUGUCGCCCUAGUUUUUGCGGGUUCAGGAAAGCCCCUUGAACCUACCGCUGUAGUAUCCAUGCUUUCACCUAUUAGUGCGGUUCCUCCUUAUUUGUCGCCUCUGCCUCUUUUUUUUUCCCCCCCACUAAAAGACCAAGUGCUCACAACGCCAGUGCCAUUUUAUCAAACACUACUUCUUUGCGGUCUGCUUGGUGUGUCGGGGCCUUUAAAGUAGUUAAAUAGAUGGAAUUAAUGUCUCUCCAGCAGGAAGCAACAAAGUGAACAAAUCAAGACACAACCUUCCAGAUGGUGGAUUUUACCAAUCUAAAAAGCUGAUGUACAGUCUCAUUCAAUAAUCCCUUCCUUUGUUUUUCAGCUUUUCAGCUUUGCAUUGCUAUCGGAGCAGUGUGUCUUUUCUUCUACUCCUGAGCCCCUUAGAGCCCUCUAUUUGGAGGGCUCCCAGGGAGCUUGCUCCUAACUGGCCAGCAGACUGAACCAUUGCUGCUGGUUCAACUGAAAAGUGAGCUAGCAUUGACACAAAUUUACAAUUCCUCGUUGUUGGCAGCAAAGCUGCAACCUUUAAAAGUCAAUGCCCUUUCUCGAACUGAAGCUGAAAUCAAGAGCUUGACUUCUGGACAUCACCAACACCAUGUCCCAUCCUUUUUAUAACCCCUAUGCCCCCGGGAACCACAAUCCCACCCAGGGGCAGUAUGGACACUCCAAUACACCGCCUGAGAGGGAUCCUCGGGGGCCACCUUCUUUUCUUGGACCCGGUUCUAGGUUCAGUUCUUUUGGAGCUUCUCCUGUAAUUCCUGAAAACUCUGGACAAACAGUCUCUGCGUCGCUGAAUUACAGGCCUGAACCUAGUCGGGCCAUAAGGGAUGAGGAUACAAAGAGCUCUAUAGACAUGCACAUUGGGAGAGCCAGAGAGGGGGUAUGGCCUCCUGGUACACCCUUGCAUCAACCUAUGGACCAGGGAACCCGGUUUACCAGCACGCAAAGGGAUGACUUUCACUCUCCUGGCGCCUCCUACGCAAUGACUACAGCUUCUGCAUCUCUGGGACACAAACAUGAAGUGGACAUUGGAAGUGGCAGUAGCAACUUGAACCGUUUGACAAACUAUAUACGGCCCUCAACAGAUGGCUCCAUAUUAAAGUCAUCAUCUGCUUUGUCAAACUAUGCAAGAAUUGCUGACGGUAGGUUAAAUAACCCUGAUGAAAGAGAACAUGGUAUGCAGACUAUUCCAGGGUUAGGUGAUUAUGACCGUUCAGCCUCAGACAAACCUGCAUCCUCUACAGAACCCUUUCAACCCAUGUACACCUAUGAAUCAGCUGCUAGCAUCCUUCUGCAAUUCGGACUUGAGAAAGAGGAUUUGGAACAUCUCAUCUCUUAUCCUGAAGACCAGAUUACCCCUGCUAACCUGCCAUUCAUCUUGCGCCAAAUACGCCUUCAAAAGGACAAGAGUGCAGCAACAGCAGUUCAGUCAAAAGCCUAUCUCGAACCCCAGCUCACCAGAACAAUGAGUUCUGGUGGGGCAGUGGAUAAAACUUCAUCAGCUGUACUCCAGCCGAGUAAUGUGAUUGACUAUGGACAUACAAGCAAGUAUGCAGCAGGCGUUGGGGAUGAGAUUGGAAGGAAAAUUGACAGAGACAACGGUGGUGGGUGUGGAAAUUUGUUUGUGAUGGACACUGAUGAAAGACACUGUAGAGAGCCACUGCAGAAAAACACACCAGAGUUUAAAAGUAGUGCCUUGGGUUCGUCAAGUGAGCAGACGCGUUCUUCCACCACUCUAAGCUCUAUGUACGGUUCAGUUCUUAGACCUGUGGAUUCUCCAAGCAGUGAUCAGACAAAACCAUGGCAGGUUCAACCAAAACGGACUUUCCAAGAUAUCCUCAAUUCUUUCUCUCAGCUAAAGAAAAACUCAGAAAUGAGUGCUCUCAAGUCUGAGGCCUCCAAACUUGCUUCUUUGAGUCAACAGGAAGUACAUCCCCAGUCAAUAUUGAAAACCCAACCACCUUCUACUCGAACCCAUGGCGCACAUCCCAGCCGACCUGGCCUUGUGCUAAUUGGCAGUAAAACUCCAGGUCAAAGGCCAACAGUUCCCGUGAAGAGUCAUCAGGCAUCGCAACAGCCAAUACAGCAGACGCAGAAGCAGCCGGUUAAGAAGGCCAAGAAUCAGUCACUAAAGCAAGUUCCGAAGCAGCCGGUGCAGAAGCAGCCUUUGAAACAGCAGCAGUCAAAGAAACAGAUGCAGCAGCAUCAGAAGCACCCAGUAUCACAGAAAGGGCAAGUUCCCCCUACUGGUGUCCUUGCACGCUUGGUGAAGCUAUCAACUUCUAAAGGACAGCCGAAAAACGAGGCGGCAGUCUCCAAGGAUCAGCCAACACCAGAGAUGAUGUUUGACUAUGCUGCGGCCUCACCAAGAAUCUUUCCUCAUACCUGUGUUCUAUGUAACAAAGAAUGUACUGACUUGAAGGAUUGGAUCUCCCACCAGAACAGCAGCCUUCACCUUGAGAGCUGCACACGCCUCAGAAAACAAUAUCCUAAGUGGGAUGGUGGGAUUACACUUGGGCCUAGGGCUGCAGGUAAAGAUGCCAAGACCCCAAGCUCAACCUCUGCCAAGAAAACCAGGCAUGGAAGCCGCUCCCGAUCAAAAUCUGUUAGCCCUCAUCGCCGCCGUGGCUCAGAGGGUCGACGGGAUAAACGCAGAAGCCGAUCCCGGUCUCCACAGAGCUCCAAAUACAGCGGCAGGUAUGACGGCCCCGCCACCUCCAGCUAUCGGUCUCGUUCACAGAGCCCUGAGAGACGAUCCUCACCACGCAGGAAGGACGACAGACAAUCAUCUCCAAGAAGAACCCGUGAUAGACGAUCGCCCCUAAAGAGGAGCAACGAGUCGUGGUCGCCACAGAGGAACAGAUGGUCGCCGCCAAGGAAGGGCGAUGCUAUACGGGGCGACGAGAGAUGGACGCCGCCAAGGAGGCCCGAAGGAGGAUGGUCACCGUUAAGGAGGGCCGGCGAGAGACAGUCGCCGUCGAGGAGGAGCAGCGACAGCAGAUCGCCGACGAGGAGGGUCGACAAUAGGUGGUCACCGCCCAAGAGGUUCGACAAGCGAAGGUCGCCACCGAGGAGAGUUGACGACAGGUGGUCACCGUCGAGGAGAGUUGGCGGGGGGCGGUCGCCGCCAGGGAGGAGUGCUGGAAGCAGAUCGCCAACCGGGAGGAGCCAGGAGAGACGAUCGUCCAGAGAGGGGUCGUCCCCUCAACGGAAAGCGUCAAACAGUGCGGAGAGUCUGGCUAAGAAGCUGCUGGAAACAUCAGCCGCCCAGUCGCUGUCCAAUAAGUCCGACCUAGAGACCAUGGUUAAAACUCUGGCUCCUGCUUUAUUGGCCGAGCUAGCCAAAAUGACCUCCUCCUCUUCCUCGUCGUCUCUCAAAGGAGGAAAACGCUCCUUGCCCGCUUCCUCUUUGAGACGGAAGAAAUUGUCUUCUUCUGCCGCUUCCUCGACUUUUUCCUCUUCUGCAGCAAAGAUGAAACGGUCGGCAACGAUUCCAUCCAAAGCAAUGAGGUUGCUCAAGAGUGAGGCAAGUCUGAGUUUGAGAUGA
Labrus mixtus (cuckoo wrasse) is the source of this 5231-nucleotide messenger RNA. Its product is annotated as serine/arginine repetitive matrix protein 5-like. NCBI's taxonomy places the organism in Eukaryota, Metazoa, Chordata, Actinopteri, Labriformes, Labridae. The coding region runs from base 2280 to 5231 and encodes 983 amino acids. The record is from RefSeq and is a predicted model, not a curated record. The transcript is spliced from 6 exons.